Messenger RNA from Labrus bergylta (ballan wrasse), 546 nucleotides. The record is from RefSeq and is a predicted model, not a curated record. NCBI's taxonomy places the organism in Eukaryota, Metazoa, Chordata, Actinopteri, Labriformes, Labridae.
AUGAAACCCUGCAGCCUUCCUCUGGGAUCUUCUGCAGAGCUGUGGGCCUCCUCCUCCAACUCCCCCAAGACCUGCUCCUCCAAGACCUGCUCCUACAAGACCUGUUCCUCCAAGACCUGCUCCUCCAAGACCUGCUCCUACAAGACCUGCUCCUCCAAGACCUGCUCCUACAAGACCUCCUCCUCCAAGACCUGCUCCUACAAGACCUGCUCCUCCAAGACCUGCUCCUCCAAGACCUGCUCCUACAAGACCUGCUCCUCCAAGACCUGCUCCUCCAAGACCUGCUCCUACAAGACCUGCUCCUACAAGACCUCCUCCUCCAAGACCUGCUCCUACAAGACCUCCUCCUCCAAGACCUGUUCCUCCAAGACCUGCUCCUACAAGACCUGCUCCUACAAGACCUGCUCCUACAAGACCUGCUCCUACAAGACCUCCUCCUCCAAGACCUGCUCCUACAAGACCUGCUCCUACAAGACCUCCUCCUCCAAGACCUGCUCCUACAAGACCUCCUCCUCUUCCCUCCUCAGGACUCCCAGGAGACUCUGA